GCCUUAUGCACCUUCAUCCUACUGCAUUGCCUUUUCCUAGAUAUAUAUAUUAAGAGAGGACAUACUAUACCCCGCAUUUAAAAAGCAUGAUUUUUCCUUGAAAUCUUUACGAGUCCGCGCCGUCAUUACUUACAUCAACUCGCUGGCAAUAUGGCGGAUAAACUGCUAGACCCGAUCAUACCCCAAGCCGUCGUAGAUCAACAACCUAUAGGCAAUAAUAUGUCUUUACGCGACAUCCAAAAAUUAAUGAAGAAGGAUCCAAACGGACAUCACAUAAGUUCAUUAGGCUAUGAUGGUGUGCUUCGCACUUUUGACAACGAACGGAAUAUUCUUGAUGCAGUUGGCCUUAACCCAACCCAGAUCAGAGAAUAUUACGAUGGUCUACCGAUACCCGAGAGAUUACUCACUGCCGACGGCCGCAACAUAUCCCGUUGGGAUAUGUUCCACCCCGAUGCGGAGAAUAUUCCUAGGAAGUUUACAGAAGAGGAUAAAGCAAAAAUUCGGGCAUAUAACGAGGAGUUGGAAAAGCGCGGAGUUACAUGCUGUAUUCCGGGCAAGUCAGCAGACGACGGUAAACCUGAGUACUAGAUAGUUCCUUUUGCUUUUUAUUAUUACGGAAUGCUUAUUGUUCUAUCCCUCAUCGCGCUCUUUUCUAUGCAUUUGUCUUGUGAUUCUGCUAAUUUUGAACAUAUCCCUGACAUAUUCACAGGUCUUCGUGCCAUCAUUAUCCCACCAAUCGAUACAACUGGAGAUGGUGUCUGGAUCCCAUUGCAUCUGAGGCGUUUGACCAGCUUCGCAUAGACGAACAACGAAGGCCAAGGCCAGGAGGCCCUUUGAGGAUAAGACUAGCAUGGUGAAUGAAUUUUAUGAGCCUUGCAAAGCGUUAAUAUGGUGGAGCCAAGCGGGUUGAUUAAGAGAGUCAACCGUAUUAAAAAACACAGGUUGAAAUAAAUAACUUUUGAACGAAAGCCUGUCUCAGGGGCGUUGUACACAAUCAGAAAAAGAAAUCAAUGGGGGAGCGAGUCUGUUA
Molecule: messenger RNA, 1030 nt
Organism: Trichoderma harzianum CBS 226.95
Lineage: Eukaryota; Fungi; Ascomycota; Sordariomycetes; Hypocreales; Hypocreaceae
Exons: 2
Coding region: 151-588 (145 amino acids)
Source: RefSeq, a predicted model, not a curated record